This is a messenger RNA of Sus scrofa (pig), 1077 nucleotides long. RefSeq names its product O-6-methylguanine-DNA methyltransferase (gene MGMT). Gene Ontology annotation, cellular component: nucleoplasm. Gene Ontology annotation, molecular function: methylated-DNA-[protein]-cysteine S-methyltransferase activity. The record is from RefSeq and is a predicted model, not a curated record. Gene Ontology annotation, biological process: DNA repair. Lineage: Eukaryota; Metazoa; Chordata; Mammalia; Artiodactyla; Suidae.
CGUCGGCGCCUCGCUUCCCUCACGUCCGGGUCCCGCCCCACCCCGGGCUCCGCCCCCGAGCCCCGGGCCGGCCCCGCCUCUGCGCGUCCGGGCCGCUCUGCCGCCCGGUCCCUGGCGCGUCGGGACCCAAGCCCUACGUCAGGCCCCGCCCACACCGCGCGGCCCCGCCCCGGCCCCGCCCCCCGCGCCCAGGACAUGCCCGGGCUUCCCGCCUUCCCUCAGUUCGCGUCGGUGCGCUUGCGGUUCCUCGCAGUUGGCGGCUCGGGCACCCUGCAGGAAGAGGACCCUGCCGCUCAGGGCUGUUGUGCGCUGUGGGAGGAGAACUCAUUGGGGGUCCUCGGGAGCAUGGGCAAGACCUGCGAAAUGGGACGCGCCGUGGUGGACAGCCCUCUGGGGAAGAUCGAGAUCUCUGGCUGUGAGCAGGGGCUGCAUGAGAUACGGCUGUGCGGCCGGAAGACCCUGGACCCGGACCCCGCGGAGGCCCCCGCGCCCCCCAAGCAACUUGCAGGUCCAGAGGAGAUGAUGGAGCCCCUGGGGCAGUGUGCAGCCUGGCUGGACGCCUACUUCCGCAAGCCCGCGGUCCUCCAGGAGCUCCCCGUGCCUGCUCUCCACCACCCUCUCUUCCAGCAAGAGUCGUUCACCAGACAGGUGUUAUGGAAGCUGCUGCAGGCUGUGAAGUUUGGAGAAACGGUUUCUUACCAGCAGUUAGCAGCCCUGGUGGGCAGCCCCAGAGCCGCGCGGGCAGUGGGAGGAGCCAUGAGGAGCAAUCCUGUGCCCAUCCUCGUCCCGUGCCACAGAGUGGUCCUCAGCAGCGGCGCCACAGGCAACUACUCGGGAGGAAUGGCCGUCAAGGAGUGGCUUCUGGCCCACGAGGGUCGCCUGGCAGGGAAACUGGCCUGUGGAGGGGGCUCGCGUCCGGCCGGAGCCUCGCGCCAGGCCCUGCGCGGCGGCAGCACCCGCUCCCAGGCAGCCGGGCAAGACUGAGCGUUCGCAGGCGGAGUGAUGACCUCGGUGUGAGGGCUUGUCAAGGUGGGGCUGAGGUGCUGGGGCCACAUUAAAGGAGCUGCUUGGGCCACA